Falco peregrinus (peregrine falcon) is the source of this 1703-nucleotide messenger RNA. RefSeq names its product adenylate kinase 1 (gene AK1). Lineage: Eukaryota; Metazoa; Chordata; Aves; Falconiformes; Falconidae. The record is from RefSeq and is a predicted model, not a curated record. The transcript is spliced from 7 exons. Gene Ontology annotation, molecular function: nucleoside diphosphate kinase activity; AMP kinase activity; ATP binding. The coding region runs from base 789 to 1688 and encodes 299 amino acids. Gene Ontology annotation, biological process: ATP metabolic process; nucleoside triphosphate biosynthetic process. Gene Ontology annotation, cellular component: cytosol; cytoplasm.
CAGUGGAGUGCGAUGGGAGCACCCUGGGGUGCAUCCUGCGGUGGCUGUUGUUGGGAAGUCCUGGGCCACACUGUCCCCAGCUCCGAGCCACAGGCCCCUCUGGCCAGCAGCCCCACCCCAUCUCCUUGGGACCAGGCACCUCCACGUCACCCUCACCCUGCACCCAUGGGCCCAGCACCGCGUCAGGCCCUGAGCACCCACUGAGGGCUAGGGCUGCCCCCAGCCCCCCAACCCCACCAAGGUUGGUGCCAGAGGCCCUGGGGCUCAGCACCCCCCACAGUUGGGGACCCCCGGGGUCCUGCACCCUCCCAGCCCCCACGGGGGCCACCGCAGGGCUCUGGCCCUGCAGCGCAGGUGGGACGUGACCUGGUGCUGCUUUCAGCCCGGCCAUUCUUAGCCUCUGCCCUUUCCCUGCUGUAACACAACCGGCGGCGGGCGCGCGUGGCCCCGGGAUGCCCUGUCCUAGCACCCGGUCCAGCCGGUUUGGGGUGACGCACUGCGGCCAAGCAGGUCGGGCGCUGCAGGGCUGGGUGCGGGCAGGCAGGGUGGCCAACCCCCCUGCCCCCCCGAGGGGAUGGGGGUGCCGUGGGGUGCUGCAAGUCCCCCCUUAGGGUACCCCCACAAAAGAACAGCCUGCGGGGAGCUGGGGGGGUGCUGCCUCCAUUACUCGGUGUCCUGGUGACACUGGUCAACCUGAGCUGGUUUCCGGCUGCCAGGCAGCACCCCGGGCACGGGGAUGUGGUCAUGGCAGGGGAUGAAGCUGGUAACGUCACCAUGCGUCACCCGGCAUGGGGAAGCCCUCACCGCAGCCGGAUGCGCAGGUGGCUGCCGGGAGCCAGCCUGAAGUGCUCCUGCGCCUCGACCACGGCAGCAUGUCAGCAGAGAAGUUCAAGCACCACAAAAUCAUCUUCGUGGUGGGUGGCCCCGGCUCAGGGAAGGGGACCCAGUGUGAGAAGAUCGUGCAGAAGUAUGGCUACACCCACCUCUCCACGGGGGACCUGCUGCGGGCGGAGGUCAGCUCAGGCUCAGAGCGGGGCAAGAAGCUCCAGGCCAUCAUGGAGAAGGGCGAGCUGGUGCCCCUGGACACAGUGCUAGACAUGCUGCGGGACGCCAUGGUGGCCAAAGCAGACGUGUCCAAGGGCUUCCUCAUCGAUGGCUACCCCCGCGAGGUGAAGCAGGGAGAGGAGUUUGAGAAGAAGAUCGCCCCCCCCACACUGCUGCUCUAUGUGGAUGCGGGGAAGGAGACGAUGGUGAAACGCCUGCUGAAGCGAGGCGAGACCAGCGGGCGGGUGGAUGACAACGAGGAGACCAUCAAGAAGCGUUUGGAUACCUACUACAAGGCCACCGAGCCUGUCAUUGCCUUCUACAAGAGCAGAGGCAUCGUCCGCCAGUCGCGAUCUCUCUGCCCAUGGCCAAAAUCCAUCCCUGGAAGAGCUCCGGUCGCGCCGUCCUCUGGGGCGAGCCCCCCAGCUAACCCCUCCGCACCCAGCUCAACGCCGAGGGCUCUGUGGAGGAGGUUUUCCAGCAGGUCUGCUCCCACCUCGACAGCCUGUAGCCGAACCCCCAGCCCCACUCCCCGCCUCCGGCAGAGACAGCGGAAGCGGCUUUAUCCUGUUUUCGUGGACGGAGCCGCACGGAGGAAAUUUCAAGGACAUUGUGUUUGGCUCUUUCCCGUCUCUCCCCAGUAAAGUUCACUUUAAUGA